Molecule: messenger RNA, 1452 nt
Organism: Peronospora belbahrii
Lineage: Eukaryota; Oomycota; Peronosporomycetes; Peronosporales; Peronosporaceae
Source: the annotation of a GenBank genome assembly
AUGCAAUGGAAGACGUACUUGGCACAGCCUUCGACUCGUCGUGACCGUCGUCUCGUGCCAGACGGUUAUCUAAGUUGGGAAGAAUAUCAGACCGGCGUUUGUCUUCUUUCGGAUUCGCGCCAUCGUCUUCCUCUUUUCUUCCACUUGUUAAAGACGAUUGGCUCUGGGAUCGAAAAAUGGAAACAAGGGCACGCACACCAAUCAAGCGUCACGUUUCGCCUGGUGACAACGGAGUUUGAUAGAUGCGAAGGUAUUCUUGGCGAAGUGCUGCGCAAGGUAUCUACAGUGUACGUUUGGAGCAUGCUUACGAGGUUCAUCCAAACCGCUAUCCAGACCGUAAGAUGUGGUGCAAACAGAGCAUACGCUUGGCUUAUCGCGGACUACGCCAAGAAAGCAAACGUCUACUCGACGGCGUAUAUGUACUAUUGCCACCCGCACGGUCAUCAUCUUGCGAAUGGUGCUUAUAAAGAAGUCUUCAAGGUGUUUUCGUCACAAAAGUGUCGGCUAGAGGCUAUCAGUGUGAUGGAUAUUAGCGCAAUUGAAGCUGCCGGUAAACUGAGUGUCGUUUGUCAAGAGGUGGCCCACUCGCUUCUCAACUUCUUUCUGAAGGACAUUGGUCGCGCUGAUCUCCGCAAGGACCCAGGAUCUAAUAUCGUAUUGCAUUAUUUGCUGGAAGAUGUUUGCUUUGUUUUUCAAAUGCCCGCCUCCUUUUCGUACUGGGUAAAAUUGGCUGAUUUUGGGGCGGCUGACUCAAACCCGGAAAACUUGGGAAGUCCAGUCACAAUUGAUCAGUUCACUACCCUAGAAAAUACACCGGUCGAGUUCUUGCUAGAAGGUGACGCAGCCAAGCAGUCCUAUGCAGCAGACACAUUCUUGUUUGGGCCCCUGCGUGCUACACUUGUUUACUGGAUGAACUUCUUGAAUGACCUCAAGUUCAUUUGGAUGAGCCCACGGAAGAAUUCAGGAUUUUCUGUGAUUAAAAGCGUGGCGCGCGGUGAUGAUGAAAAUACGCUCUGCCACAGUCUCUAUCGAUUUGUUGUGCUCUUUGGGCUACCGAUGCAAAACCCAAACGAAAGAAAUGGAAUUGACAAGGUAUGGCAACUGUUGCUGAAACAUUUACGACCAGAUGAUCCAGCGCUUAGUCAUCCCCAGCGACGACCCAGACGAACGAGAGGCGCGGGUGUGGCUGAACGACACGCUAAAUCGACGAAGAGUCAAUUUGACUAUGAUCAGUCGUUGUACUCUGUUGCCAGAGGUUCCAAUAAUGUUAUUCGUCGAUGCCGCGAAGGACUGCAGACGAUUCCGGGAGCAAUGGACUUACUGAAUAGGAUGGUGGAUUUCGAUCCUGCAAAGCGUCCCACACUCAAGCAAGUGAUGUAUCACCCAAUAUUUUCCAGUUUUCGGGUGUCGCCUUCCAAGGAAAAAAGAAACGCCACCAGACUAUGUUGUUAG